UUCCUUCUCCUAUCCCACUCGCCUCGUCUCACGUGGAUCAUGGGCGAUCGCCACCCCAAUCUCCGUUUCGAUCCAUCCAUCGCCUAAGCAGAACCUUUGGACGAGAAGAGAGCAUUAACCAGCGGAAGUUCGAACUUUUUUGUGGGUUUCCCUGGGUUUCUUUGGGGGGUUUGGAUUCGUGAAUGGCGAUGGAGGACACGACGGAGAGCUGCAGCAGCUGGGCUGCGGUGGAUUCGUCCCAGGCCCACACCAGGCAGCAGCAGCAGCGACACAAGUUGGACGUCUACAACGAGGUCCUCUGCCGCCUGAGGGAGGACGGUCGGCCGGAGGUGCAGUCCCCGACGUUCGAGGACGGGUUGUGGAACCACUUCAAUCGUCUCCCGGCUCGUUACGCAUUGGAUGUAAACGUAGAGAGGGCAGAAGAUGUCUUGACUCACAAAAAAUUGCUGGAACUGGCUAAAGAACCUGCAAAUAGGCCUGUCUUUGCUGUACGCUUGGUGCAGGUUUCUCCAGUUCCUGAUGGAAGCCAAGCUGAUUUUUCUGAUUCUAAUGCACCAGGAAUAGGAGAUUCUCAGUCUGCUUCAACUUACUUUAGGCAAAGUGUUCAUCCUCCUCCUGCCUUUGGUUCUUCGCCUAAUCUUGAGGCUCUUGCUCUUGAAGCCAGCAGGCAACAAGUUCAAGAUGAAGAUAACUUUGCCAGUGCUCCACCUUAUCCCAGGCCAAUGCAUGAAAUCACAUUUUCCACACAUGACAAGCCAAAGCUUCUAAGUCUGCUGACUUCCUUGCUUGCUGAACUUGGCCUUAACAUUCAAGAAGCACAUGCCUUUUCAACAAAUGAUGGUUACUCCUUGGAUGUGUUUGUUGUUGAUGGUUGGCCUUGUGAGGAAACUGAUCGACUCAAGGACUUGUUGCAAAAGGAAAUUCACAAGAUGGGGAGACAAGCAUGGUCAAAGUCUCAUUCAUCGUCUCCUCAAAUUAAGAAUGCACAAUCUGGAGAGAACUUUCUGCCUGACCAUGUCCAGAUACCAACAGAUGGGACUGAUGUUUGGGAAAUCAAUUUUCAGCUGCUGAAGUUUGGAAAUAAAGUAGCAUCUGGAUCAUAUGGUGAUCUUUAUCGUGGAACAUACUGUAGCCAGGAUGUGGCAAUUAAAGUAUUAAAGCCUGAGCGUGUUAAUGUUGAUAUGCAGCGAGAGUUUGCUCAGGAAGUCUUCAUCAUGCGAAAGGUUCGUCACAAGAAUGUGGUGCAGUUUAUUGGUGCUUGUACAAAACCUCCUAGCUUAUGUAUUGUUACAGAAUUUAUGUCGGGUGGAAGUGUUUAUGACUUUCUUCAUAAACAGAAGGGAGUCUUCAAGCUUCCAGCUUUAUUGCGAGUGGCAAUUGAUGUAUCUAAGGGGAUGAACUACUUGCACCAAAAUAACAUUAUCCAUCGGGAUCUGAAGGCUGCCAAUCUUCUGAUGGAUGAGAAUGAGGCAAGUGAUUUCAGCACAUUCUACCAGCUGGUUGUUAAGGUUGCAGAUUUUGGUGUAGCACGUGUUAAAGCUGGGUCUGGAGUUAUGACUGCUGAAACAGGCACAUAUCGCUGGAUGGCACCUGAGGUUAUGAUCCAGUGCUAAUUUUUUUAAUUCAAGUUCUAGUGUUAAUUUCACUUCCUACCACAUUGU
Molecule: messenger RNA, 1661 nt
Organism: Musa acuminata subsp. malaccensis (wild Malaysian banana)
Lineage: Eukaryota; Viridiplantae; Streptophyta; Magnoliopsida; Zingiberales; Musaceae
Source: RefSeq, a predicted model, not a curated record